CCCCACCCAAGCUCGGGCCCUAUCCUGACGACCUCGCCCCCAUGUCCGCUCCCGCCACCGUGUCCUCGCCCCGCGGCCGCGCGGCUUCCCCGUCUGGCCCGGUUCUCCUCCAGCCCAACUCGGGGUCGCAACCACGCCCUCGGGACGCGCCCCUCCCGCGUGCCCUCGCCGCGCUGGGCCCGCAGUCCCCACGCCUCUCCCCGCUGGUCGCGGGCACUCCCCGGCCGGCGUCCCUCCCUCGCGCUCCCCCUCCAGGCCGCGCCCCCGCGCGGGGCCUGCUAGCGCUCGGGGCCGGCGGCUGGCGCGCCAUGGGCAGCGGCAGCAGCCGGAGCGGCCGGACCCUGAGGCGGCAGCGCAGCCCCGACAGCCACCCGGCUGGGCCAGGCCAGGCAGCCCCGGAGGGCGGGGCGGCGACGGCGACGGCGGCCGAGGCCCCGGGGGCAGGCGCGACGGCGGCGCAGGAGGCGGCCGGCCACGACCCCGGCCCCGCGGCGACCCCCGACGGCCGGGAGGAGACCCUGCGCCUGCUGGACCAGCUGCUGGCCGAGUCCGCGGCCUGGGGCCCGCAGGAGCCCGUCCCGCGCGGCGCGGCCCGGCCCCGACCCGCCGCGGGCGCCCGCAGCGCGGUGUCCCCAGAACCUCAGGCUGAAGACCACCCAGAGGACAGCCAUACCUCUGAAGCCCCAAGCAGCAGCCACAAGAGGCCCGAGAGGCAAUCAGCCAUUUCCUAUGACUACGCGGAGGAGGAGCUGAUGGCCAGCAUAGAGCGGGAGUACUGUCGCUGAGGUCAGCCGUGCAGGGGCGUGACCAUGGCUCCAUAGACCCUGGGCUGUGUGAGAAUCACUCCCCACCAGGGCUCAGCUGAACUUCUGCAAAACCUAGCUCUUCCUGGACUUUUCCAAACUGACCUUUUCAACUUCACUUGCUGGCCAGGGCAUCAGCUGUGCAGGUACCCAGCCAUAGGUGGAGACCUGUCUGUAGGGUUCUCUUGGAGCUUGAGGAUUCCUCUUGGAACAUGCACCAAGGUGUGCCCUCAGUCCUCCGGCUAGUCUCCAGAGGAGGCCCAUCCACUCAGUGCAUCUGGAUUUUCAUGAGCAAUGAACCCCAUGGAAUGUGGCUGAAGUACAGAUCUGAUUCUGUAGGCCUAGUGGGGCCUGAGAUUCUGCAUCUCUAACUGGCUCCCAGAAGAGCCAAAGUGCAGCACCCCAGCUGCACUUGAGUCUGGGGUUAGGGCCUGGACUUCAGGCCUUUCUCAGCCUCCGUGGUGCUGGAGGCAUCUCCACCCCAGCUCUUUCACUGGGCUGGGAUGGCAGAGCUCCUCACUUUCCUUCUCUAGGCCCCAGCUUCCCUCUCCAAGAGAUAGUUCUGGAGGCUCUUUGACAGUCUGAGAUCACACAGUUCCCACUGCCACUGAGGCCUCACCCUGCUGGUGCACAAAACUGCCUUCUGUAUUGGGAGUGGGUGUCCAGCCACCUGGACAGGGUCUCAGGGUACCUGCUGUCUAGCUCCACUCUGGCAGGUAGCCUGGCCAUCCCCCACAGGGCCUUACACCCUUUCUCCCUGUGCAGAAGGUAGACAAUCCCAGUCACGAGGCCAGAAGAGCCUUCCAAUGUUCCCAGUUGACAAAUGAGAAACCUGCCUGCCCAGAACCUCCUGCAGUAAGAAAUGGUGGCAGUGUCAAGGGGCUGGAUGGAAUAACAGCAGCUUUUGCUGAAGCCAUAAGAGAUCUUGGCUCAUCUCACAUUUACCCACCAACACCGAGGCCUCCCUGGGCAGCCUCCAUUUCCUGAGAAGUGCUGCCAGCACUGGGGCCAGAGCCUCUCAGAAACUGAGGAAGGGACAGCCAUUUGGCACCAUCCCUGUGCUCGCGGGCCAGUGAGUCUCACUGACAAGCCUUUCUGUGAACUUUCACAGUUGACAAGAGUGCCUUUGAUCAGCUGCUUGCAGCUGGGAGACUUGCACUGCGAAGUCAGAGCACAGAACAGCAGAGCCGGUCACCAGCCUCUGGGGGGUUGGCUUAGAUCCUCCCCAAAGCUGGGAACUGUUCCUCUCCUAGGCCCAAAACAUUCCUCUUGAUAUAAAGAUGAAAGUCAUUACUAUUUUAAUAAUGUGAAUGCUUAUUUUAAAAGAAGUUGAACUUUUAUUUCUUACUGCCAGGUAAAUCUGGUUUUGAACCUGAUGUAAAUGUUUACAACUUUACAUCAUCAUUUUGUUAGAAUAUGACACAUUCAACUGGUUUCCAAGAAAAAGAUGAUACCUCUGCAUUUUCUUGUGGAGAACUCAUAGAAACCUCAAUGGCCCAGAUGUUUUGAAAGAUGAGUCAAGAACUGUGACGGGUUGGAUAUGGGGUGAGAGCAGAGUGACUCCAAGGUCUUGCACCUGAACUGCAAGGACUCACGUGCAGUUCAAGGACAACGGGGCCAACUGUGAGAAAAACAAGGGUGGGGAAGAGAGGUGGGGCUUGGCCAUGUCGGGUUUGAGAUGCAGACUGGGCAGGUGUCACGGGAUAGGUGCAGGACUACCUAGUUCAGGCAAGAGGUGCAAGGAGAGAUCGAUCCUCGGGGUCUUCACAGUUGAGAUUUCACAUCUGUGAAGCCUGGGAAAGGUGACCCAGGGAGCCCAGCAGUUUCGAAGAAUGAGUAUUAGGACUCCCCAGAAUCAAGAGGCCAGAUGACAAGGGCCAGCAAUAGACCAAACAGACAGGAACAGCAGACAUCUGUAGCCUUUGGGGCCACUGUCACCUCUGCUCAAUGAUGCAGACAGCAAGAUCCCAGCCCACAAAGCCUCUGGUGACACCCACAGGAGCUCUUUAUUACAUACCUUUGUGUGUAGAUACAAAGCCUCAGUGGGAGCAGGCUCACGGAAGAACGUGCAGAGGAAGACUGAGGAGCCCUCACGUUGUCUUUAACCCUGGGCAAGGGCUGGAGUGAGGCAGCAAAAAUGUUUCCACACACCUCUUCCAAGUCCCCCCUCGGGCAGACACCCACCGCUGGCAGGGGAAGAGCACAGGCCCCAAGGGCCCAAGGGUCAUCCAGCAUGCUGGGUCCUAUCCUGCCAGGACCAGACAUGUGUGUUCCAGUGGCCAGCAGAGAAGCAACCUCCUCAUACAUUCCUUUCAGAGAGAACUCCCAAAGGAAUGCAAAGAAACAGACUAAACCCGAGAAAAAGGAGAGUUCAGGUCGGGCCAGGUCUGCCCACUCAUCCUGGAAGACACUGGGUGUUACACUAAGGCACUGGGCACAGUUAAUGACACAGGACACAAGUCCAGUUUGCAAAUCAAGAAAGUUUUAUAUGAUUCAAAGAAAAAAGUUACAUUACACAUUCUCAUUUAAAUAAGAAUUCAAAGUCUGUUACAUAAAACAUAAUUAUGAAACAAAUUUUACUGAAACUACUGAAAAGGCUCAAUGUCAAAAAUCAAGCAAAUCUGCUCAAGCAAUAAAGUGCACAGGGGGAACCUGCCUUGCCGGCGUGGCCUCGGGCACCCGAGCACCCGCACUGUCAGCACAGGGAUGCCUCACUCACCCGCUGCAGCCUACAAGGGCUUGGUUCUCAGGAGGAUUUUUCAGACGGGAACUUUUCCCCAACUUUUCAGAAAGUAUUUCUAAAUCUAAUCAGGAAGUGGAAGUUUUAAAUUAAUACCAUUUCAAUACAUCUACAAUACUGUUCAGAGAAUGAAGUUCUGUCACAAGCAACCAAAUAUUCAAAGACCUUCCACUACCCCAGAUCACUGGACAAACAUCAUUGGUAUGACAUAAUUAAGCAACUGUCCAAACCUGAUGCCAUUUACGACACACACAUAGUCAAAAGUGUUUAUGGUGACUUAGGAGGAUGGGAGGACUGGGGUGGUGGGGAAAACACAAACUAUGUACAACCAUCGCUCUCCUGUGACUAUAUCAUGCCUCAUGACAACAAGAACAUACACCUGUGGAAUUGUCCAAAAUGUGGAAAUCUCCUAAAGACACACACAUACAUAUGGUGGUGAAAAGCAGUUGAUACUAAAGGACAACUUAAUGGGUAUCAAGUAACAUACAAUGAAGGAUCAAGAGAGGGUUAUAUUAGACUAAAAAGACCUGAACACGAACCCUAAUUUUACUUACCCCACAUGUCACCUUACCAUCAUUUUAAUAAAGGUUAAGUGCCAAUAACUAAAAGGCAAAAACAAA
Molecule: messenger RNA, 4163 nt
Organism: Marmota monax (woodchuck)
Lineage: Eukaryota; Metazoa; Chordata; Mammalia; Rodentia; Sciuridae
Gene: Cys1
Product: cystin 1
Exons: 3
Coding region: 42-785 (247 amino acids)
Source: RefSeq, a predicted model, not a curated record